AUGUCGCCUAUUACUCCUCCAGCCCUAGCUCAUCUCCAUACCAGGCGAGACGAGACGGUAGCCAAAAAAGAAGAGACCAAUUCUUGCACUCUUGCCUAUUGGAGGUUCAAACAGCCAGAUGUAUUGCAGGCUUUGGAGGAAUUUGCCAAGUCGCAAGAUUGGAAUCGUGAGACGGCAGAUAAAGAAGCGUGUAUUCGAGAGGUGCAAGACUUGUUUACCAAGAUGAACAAGGGAAUGGUUCAGCAAGAGAAAGAAUCUCUGUGGCGUGAUGAUCAGGGCCCUUCCCCGUGUGCGAAACAGUGGUCGGUCGUAUUUGGAGGCAAGUGGGCUGAACGGCCGUGUUCCAUAGCUGAGCAAUUAGUGGAUUUGCUUUGGAACGCGGGCAAAGAAGCCCGUGUUUAUACCGUAUCAAGGAGCACACAAAUUAACUGGGAAGCGCAACCUGACAAUGUGAAGCACUUUCCCAAACUGAAUCUUGAAGAAGCCAAAGUGGGAAAGGGAGAGUUUGAAGACGUUCUAAACAAGGUUUUUGAUGACUAUGAUGCUGCUUUUGCCAGUAAUGGCCAAGAGGACAAGGAAAAAGUUCCCAUUGUCUUGUACUUCACCCUGGCCAAGCACAAGGGCAAUAACCUGCCCUUUCAGAGAAAUAUUCAGUCGGCAAAUAAUUUUGUGCAAGCGCUGGAAAGCGUCGUUCCGUCAAGACUUGUUGCCAAGAAUAUACCAUGGAAAGUGGUUGUUACCGGCACUGACGCUACCUGCCCAAGCACCCAGCAAGACAAGGACUUGGGAAUGGUCGAGGGUGUUGCUACCACGGCUCCUACUUACAGAGUGCUUCCGCAUAACACUGUUUAUGCUGCCUCCAAGCUUUGCCAGUUUUACAGCAUUGCUGCUUCAGUGGCAAAAAUGACCCAAACGGACGUGAAGCCAUUGGCGUCUUCUCGCGAAGGGCACGAUGGAUCUCUGACAGCCAUUGACAAGCAACUGCAAAAUUUCGUCUUUUCGGCCGGGGCAAAUGGGGCCUUCCAAGAAAACGACUAUCUCGACGCCAAGGAGCUGGACGAGGUUUCCUUAUACUGGACCGACGUGGCCGAACCGUCGUUGAAAAAACACCUACAGACGGCCAAGGGAAUUUCCAUUUGCUACACGCCGCUGCAUCGGGAUCCAUGGACAGAAAUGGGCUUGGACAAAACGAAGACAGAUUCGCCCAAGAAAAUCGUCAUUGACAAUGUCAUGUGGCGUCUCCGAAAUGGAAUUUCUAUUGAUCGAGCGGCUCGAGCUCAUUUGUAG
This is a messenger RNA of Seminavis robusta, 1287 nucleotides long. The record is from the annotation of a GenBank genome assembly. Lineage: Eukaryota; Bacillariophyta; Bacillariophyceae; Naviculales; Naviculaceae.